This is a messenger RNA of Tuber melanosporum (Perigord truffle), 2097 nucleotides long. RefSeq lists its product as uncharacterized. Lineage: Eukaryota; Fungi; Ascomycota; Pezizomycetes; Pezizales; Tuberaceae. The record is from RefSeq and is a predicted model, not a curated record. The transcript has 2 exons. The coding region runs from base 57 to 1667 and encodes 536 amino acids. Gene Ontology annotation, molecular function: glucokinase activity; ATP binding; fructokinase activity. Gene Ontology annotation, biological process: intracellular glucose homeostasis; glycolytic process; glucose 6-phosphate metabolic process. Gene Ontology annotation, cellular component: mitochondrion; cytosol.
CCCACAACUCGCAAAAGAUUAUAAAAUCAUUUUCGCUCAUUUUUUUAUCCUAUUCCAUGGCGCCAUCUGCGGCCUCCAACGUCUCCAACAGCACCAGCACCAGUAAUACCAGCAAAACUAAUGCCGCCAAGCCCACAACGCCAAUCCCACCCCUGGAGGCGGGCCACUUGGAGAGGCUCGAGGCACCCCUCGCCGACGUCCCUGGCAUCGCGAGGGCUUUCGAAGUGAUAUACCACAACCUCGCUCUGACAGCCUCAGACCAGUUCCUGCCCACGCCCAUCCGUGCGCUGCCGACCGGGGAGGAAAAGGGCAGGUUUCUAGCGCUUGACCUUGGUGGCACGAACUUAAGGGUUGCGGUGGUCUGGCUAUACGGGGGGAGCAGGUUGAAGGUUUGCACACGGGGGAGCUGGGGCAUUCCCCAGCAUUUCAAGACUGGGGCUGCCGAGGUGUUAUUCCGCUGGGUCGCGGACAGGAUUGGGGAUGUCGUUGGGGAGUAUCUGGGUGAUGUGGGGAGCGAGGAGAGGGAGAGGGUUCUGUCUGAGGGGAUGGAGUUGGGGGUUACUUUUAGUUUUCCGAUGGAGCAAACUGCUCAUGAUUCGGCUCUUUUAAUGCCAAUGGGUAAAGGAUUCACUUUCACGACCACCAACGACCUCCCAAGCCUUUUAAAAACGGCCUAUGACGACCUCCUCUCCACCACCACUCCCGCAUACCCCCUCCCGAAGCUAGACAUCCUAUCCAUAACCAACGAUUCCAUUUCAACCCUCCUCUCAGCAGCCUACCUUCACCACUCCACGGAAGACACUCGCGCAGUAGCAGGCAUCAUAGCAGGCACAGGGACAAACGCAACUUGCCUCUGCCCCGUCUCCAAACUCCCAGUUUUGAAGCAGCCAACAUCAGGCCCAAACACGGACGCCAUCCUACUAAACACGGAAUGGAGCAUCCGCGGCACCGCGCCCCCGCUGAAACCGUACAUCACCACCUGGGACGUGCAACUCGACCUCGAGAACGAGAAACCGGGAUUCCAGCCCUUCGAGGAAAUGGUCGGGGGGAGAUAUCUCGGCGAACUGGUACGCCUCGUGUGUUUAGAUCUCUUCUCCUCCAGCGUACCCAAAUCGCAACUCCCAGAAAAGAUGAAACUCCCCUACGGCCUUGACACAAAACUCUGCAGUGACGUGGAAGCUUCGGUAAACGACGAUGAAGCACUCUCGCUACUACAGGAUUACUUCGACCCAGACACCUCUUCAUCCACCUCCUCCUCCACCGCCACCACCACUGCCGCCACCACCGGCGGAGACCUGGAAGAGUGGAAGUGGGACCUACCCUCCGCCGCCAGCUUCCGCCGUAUAUCAGCCGCCGUAUCAACUCGCGCCGCAGCACUCAUCGCUGCAGCCACGAUCGGCGUACUCGGCGUCAACGAUGAGCUGAAAUGCCACGUCGAGAAGGAAGUGCUCGUCUGCUACACCGGCACCGUACUGGAACAGUACCCGACGUUCAGAGAACGCUGCGAGGGGUUCAUGAUGGAGGUUGUCGAGCGCUGGGUCGUCGAGGGCAGGAUCCCACCCACCUCUAGCGGUAAGAGACGGGCCGUGAGACUGGUCGAGGCGAAGGAUGGGGGCAUUGUUGGCGCAGUAGUGUUGGCGGGGAUGGUUAAAGAGGGGAGAACUUGAUCUCUUCUUCCUGCUUCACUCCCCUUUGGAAGGCUUUUUCUUCCCCCCCCCGUAUUAUAUAAGUUAACCCUCUCCUUUUCGUAACGGGACUGGUAUCGGGUGCAUACGGCGCUCUGGUAUGGUAUGGUAUGAUAGUAACAUAACCCUGUUAUGCCAUGCACUAAGGUAAUUAUUCAUUUUUGCGUGGUGGGUUGGGAUCGAUCAAGUUUAUGUUCUGAUAGCCAUAGGGUUCUUUUCUUUGAUGAGUUUUUUUUUCUAUUGGUUUUGGAAUUUGCGUGCGCAUGUUUUUUUUUUGCUCGGAGCGGGAAUGUGCAAUGAGAUAGAUUAUGACUUUUCAGUAUUAUACCUCUUUUUUUCCCCCACUUACCGGGGGGUCUACUCGCUCUUUGUAUCACGUUUGAACAAUCGAGUCCCAGAUUCCAUGGUCCAA